Messenger RNA from Botrytis porri, 1665 nucleotides. RefSeq lists its product as uncharacterized. The coding region runs from base 1 to 1665 and encodes 554 amino acids. NCBI's taxonomy places the organism in Eukaryota, Fungi, Ascomycota, Leotiomycetes, Helotiales, Sclerotiniaceae. The transcript has 3 exons. Gene Ontology annotation, biological process: transmembrane transport. Gene Ontology annotation, cellular component: endoplasmic reticulum; membrane. The record is from RefSeq and is a predicted model, not a curated record.
AUGGGAUUCUUUACAUCACCUACUUCCUUUCGACUGGCCAAUCUAGCUACCAAUAACGAUGUCGGCGCAUCUUCCAUCUCAACACGAUCCCUAACGGAUGUCGCGUUCGGCACUAUGGCAAAUGAUCAUUCUUCACAUCCUGCCCUUGGCCAUCUUAUUCUGUUAGUCUUCGAAGCUGUCAUGGAAGUCGUAUGCGUUAGUUUACCGGGUUAUAUCGUGGCACGACAAGGAAUGUUCGAUGCAGACAAACAGAAGUUUCUUGCAAAUUUAAAUGUUGCUCUCUUCACACCUUGUUUGAUCUUUACCAAAUUGGCAUCUCAAUUGACGGCAGAUAAAUUGGUUGAACUCGCGGUCAUCCCAGUCAUCUUCAUCGUGCAAACACUGGUAUCAUAUCUGGUUUCGGUAGGAGUUGGUAAAGCAUUUGGAUUUGGAAAAAGACCUGCCAACUUUGUUACUGCUAUGGGUGUAUUCGGAAAUUCAAACUCUCUGCCCAUUUCCCUCGUAAUUUCGUUGUCGCAAACAUUAAAAGGUUUACAUUGGGAUAAGAUACCUGGAGAUAACGACGAUGAGGUUGGCGCAAGAGGUAUCCUAUACCUUCUCAUCUUUCAACAAUUAGGUCAACUAGUUCGUUGGAGUUGGGGCUAUCACGUUUUACUUGCACCACCUGAAACCUAUAAGGAUGAGGAAGAAGGACGAUACAGAGAUGAACCUGUUCUAAUCCCUGGAUUAGAUGGUGAAGACAAUGACGACAAUGGUGAAUCAUCCUCAAACUCUUCCAAUUUUGGUGGUAGAACACCAGUUACCCACGCUUUACAUGACAAUUCAGAUGAAGAAGAACCUGCAAAAUUACCUGGUAUCAUGGCCACGCCUACGAAUGGAAAUCACUUACCGAGUAAUAAUGAUGAUAUUACUUCAUUCCCAAGUAUUCGAACACCACCAUCUGAAGCGGAAUCAGAAAUCCCUGAUGGAAUUCGAGGUUGGAUCCCCAAGGCAAAAUUCCAUACGAAACGAACCGUCGCUAAAGCAUCUCACAAUACCUAUCAUGCUUUACCAACUCCUGCUCAAGGACUCGUUACAAGGGUCUCAAAUUCUACCAACAAGUUUUUAACUGGUCUUUGGGAAUUUAUGAAUCCACCUCUCUGGGCUAUGCUUCUCGCUGUUAUUGUCGCAUCUAUUCCAAAACUUCAACACCUUUUCUUCGCUGAGGGAUCUUUCAUCGCCAACUCCGUUACACGAGCCGUCUCUCAAUCAGGAGGUGUGGCUGUUCCCCUCAUCUUAGUCGUCCUCGGUGCAAACCUUGCUAGAAAUACACUUCCUCAACAUGUUCUCGAUGAAAAUUCAGAAGAGAAUCAAAUUGGCACCAAACUUCUCAUCGCUUCCUUGAUUUCCAGGAUGUUGCUUCCAACAUUGAUCAUGGCACCACUUUUAGCUUUAACAGCAAAAUAUGUUCCAGUUAGCAUAUUGGAUGAUCCUAUUUUCGUUAUCGUCUGCUUCUUGCUGACGGGUGCACCUAGUGCUUUGCAAUUGGCGCAGAUUUGUCAAAUCAAUGGGGUUUAUGAGGGAGUGAUGAGUAAAUUACUUUUCCAAAGUUAUGUUAUUUGGAUUUUGCCGAGUACAUUGAUUUUGGUUAUGUGUGCGUUGGAGGUUGUGGAGUGGGCUGCUUAA